UCAUAGGAGAGAGAAACAAAGAAGACAUGACGUUGAAGAAGAAACUUGCAAGAGAUAGAAAGAGAAGGAAAUAUUCUCUUUUGCUUUCAUUGAAAUCCAAACAAAGCUAGGCACUGCAUCAGAUCUCUGCAAAAAGACAAGCAAAGCCCAAGCUCCCUUCUUCUUCAACUGAUACUCAAGUCAUGUCUGGUGAUGAGUUUUCCAUUGCCCAUGUGUUUCCACAAGAACCAGAGACAAACCCUAACCCUAAAUCAAAUGCAAACCCUACUGCAAAGAAGAAGAGAUUACCAGGAAACCCAGAUCCAGAUGCUCAAGUUAUUGCUCUUUCACCAACGACACUCAUGACCACUAAUAGAUUCAUCUGUGAAAUUUGUACCAAAGGCUUCAAAAGGGACCAGAACUUGCAGCUUCACAGAAGAGGACACAACCUUCCAUGGAAGCUUAAGCAAAGGGCUAACAAAGAUCAGAUCAUAAAGAAGGUUUACAUAUGCCCAGAGAAGACUUGUGUUCACCACGAUCCAUCCCGAGCUCUCGGCGACCUCACCGGCAUCAAGAAGCAUUUCAGCAGGAAGCAUGGGGAGAAGAAAUGGAAAUGUGAAAAAUGUUCCAAAAAAUAUGCAGUUCAAUCUGACUGGAAAGCUCAUUCUAAGACUUGUGGGACUAGAGAGUACAAGUGUGACUGUGGUACACUCUUUUCCAGGAAAGAUAGUUUCAUUACACAUAGAGCUUUCUGUGAUGCCUUGGCAGAAGAGAGUGCAAGAUCAGUGAUUACUGUUUCAGCUACCAAUUUGAACUUCAAAAAUGAUAAUCUAAAUGGUACUCUGAUGAACCCUAAUUUUCCUCAUGGAUUCAAUGUUUCCACUGGAAUUUCCCAAGUUGGAGCUGUUUUUAAGUCGGACUAUAAUGAUGUGAUUUCUCGGAGUUCUCUUGUUGGAGAUCAGCAGAAGCCAAGAUUAUCACUUUGGUUGGAUCAGCCAAAUCCUCAUCAGCUCAAUUUCAUUGACAUGAAUUGCAAUUCAAAUCUUUUCAUUCCUUCAAGUUCCACUGGUUUACAAGAGAUGCCUCAAUCGUCAUCUUCAAUGGGGAAUUAUACAUUGCCACAUCGACAAGGCCUAGUGGAGGAGGAAGUAAUCGGCAAAGGUAGUACAGUGGAUCAUAGCCUUGCUUCUCUAUUCUCUGAUAAUCAAAAACACCAGUCGAAUUCUUCAGCAUCAAUGUCAGCUACUGCACUUCUGCAGAAGGCAGCUCGAAUGGGCUCUACCAAAAGCAAUCCAGCAUUCUUUGGCAAUGCAUUUGGAAUGAUGAAUUCUUCUUCUUCCUCCUCUUCAUCUUCUCCGAAUGCUAAUUCUUUAUCUCAGAACAGAAGUGCACUGCACCAGAUUUUUGGGAAACAGCACGAGAAUUUAAGUGGUGAAGCCAGAGACUCAAUUAUGGGAGGAUCAAAUUUGAUGCAAACAAGUGCAACACAAAGCCAAGCAAUUUUAGUAAACUUGCAUGGUGCGGAGCACAGUCUCACCAGGGAUUUUCUUGGCGUGGGAGGUGAAGGUAGCAAUCCAUUCUUGUCACAACAACUUGCCGAAUUUGCUUCAAUGAGUUCAGCGAUGGGGUUAAGCCAAUUCACUAGCAAUCACUAGCUAGCAUGGCUCCAUCCAUGUUUUCAUAGUCUGUCCUAAACUUGAAUAAAUGACGAGAGGAUGGUAAAACUGUCUAAUCUUACGACAUGAAUCUUAAUGUCGACCCCAAGGUACUAUAUGUGUAAGGUCAUUAUCUCCAUGGAUUCUCUUAAAAUUACAUUAGUUCUACGAUAUAGAAUGCAAAAAACCCGUUCAUCUAUUGAAAACCGAAUUUCUAUUUGCCCAACAAUAAUGGCACGCAAGUCCAAACACCUAACCCACCUCAAAAAGUGACAGAACGAUAAGGAGGGGAAUGUAAGAAGUCGUUGGGAAUGAUGGAGUUGGCCAUAUUUGAGUCAACUCUUAAUCUUUGCAUGAAUUCACACUUUUGUUGAAAUUCAUUGUCAGGUCAUACUAUGAUAUUUCUUGACCA
This is a messenger RNA of Olea europaea var. sylvestris, 2046 nucleotides long. RefSeq names its product zinc finger protein JACKDAW-like. Bases 183 to 1634 code for a protein of 483 amino acids. The transcript has 4 exons. The record is from RefSeq and is a predicted model, not a curated record. Gene Ontology annotation, molecular function: DNA-binding transcription factor activity. Lineage: Eukaryota; Viridiplantae; Streptophyta; Magnoliopsida; Lamiales; Oleaceae. Gene Ontology annotation, cellular component: nucleus.